UAAUAUAAUGAUGCGUAUGUCUAAAUAUACUUCAAUAUCGUAGCCUAAUGAAAAACAAAACGCUCCAUUCUCGUAGGCUUCUGUUUACUCACAAAGUUAUUUUAAACAGUGUGCCUCUCUCUCUUGAAUCAUUAAAAACAGUGUGAGUAAUUUUGGACUGUAUUCAAAAUAUUUCGAAAGUUUAUGUUUCUAGAAUAUUUAUAUUUUGUAUAUAAUUCAGGUAUUCGCGAUUUUAGUUUCAGUUGCAACGGUACUUCACAUCUGUGAUAUUAAGAAUAAAAAUAAAAUAUAAACAUGUCUGUGCCAUUAACUUUCCGCGACUGGUGGUUAGAUGAAGACAUAUUCUCCCGUCCUACCCAUCGUUUGUUGGACCAACAUUUCGGUCAUGGGUUAAGAAGAGACGAUCUCUUGAACUCCAUAGAGAGUAUGAGAGGCUCAUCUUACCUCAGACCUUACAAUAGACCAUGGAGAACGUCUACUGCCCUGCAAAGGAACGAUUCUGGAUCGACCAUCCAACAAGAUAAAGAAAAGUUCCAGGUAAUUUUGGAUGUUCAACAAUUCACUCCAGAGGAAAUUGUUGUGAAGACAAGCGGAAACAGCAUUACAGUCGAGGGAAAACAUGAGGAGAAACAAGACGAGCAUGGAUUUAUUUCUCGUCAUUUUGUGAGGAGGUACAUUCUACCUGCUGACCACGACAUCAACCAAAUUACUUCAUCGUUGUCCUCCGAUGGUAUUUUAACUGUUAACGCGCCAAAGAAGAGUUUGACACCACCAAACACGGAAAGAGUCGUUCCAAUUUCUCAAACUGGACCUGCAAAAUCCACCGUAACCGAAAACCAACCAAAAAUUGAGCACCCAAACUAAUUUGUACAUAUUAA
This is a messenger RNA of Brassicogethes aeneus, 878 nucleotides long. Lineage: Eukaryota; Metazoa; Arthropoda; Insecta; Coleoptera; Nitidulidae. The record is from the annotation of a GenBank genome assembly.